AUGACCAACUUCACAUACCGUGACGGCAUUGCUGUCCUGCAGCUCGUCGCCUUCAUCCCGUGUCUCCUCUUUGCCACGGUUCUCUGCUUCAAGCAAGGAAUGAGAGCAGUCUCUGCCUGCUGGCGCUUUUUGCUCAUCUUGGGUCUCCUGCGUGUCAUUGCCGCCAUCUGCCAGCUUCUUCUCAUGACCCAUGACGACCGCGCCAUCGUCGUGACGAAGCUCACCUGCGAUCUCCUCGGCAUCGCGCCGCUGACCCUGGCCGCCGUCGGACUUCUUCGUCGCGUCAACGAGGCCGUCCUGACACUACCCAAGCAUGUCUUCCUCUUGGCCGAUGCUGUCAGUCUUGCCGGUCUCGGGGUCGGUAUUGCCGGUGCCGUGCAGGCAGUCGACAACAACAACAUCCCGUCUCUUCUCAAGAUUGCUCUUGCCCUUUUCGUUGCCUGUUUGGGCAUCAUGUUCUGCAUUCUCGGCUGGCUGACGGCAUCGGUCCAUCGCUUGCCACGCAACGAGAGAAUCACCCUCUAUUCCAUCUACGUCUGCGCGCCUUUUCUCAUUGUCCGUAUGGUGUACGCCUGCAUCGGCGACUUUGGCAAUGACUCUCGCUUCAGCAUCUUCAACGGCGAUCCCACCAUCUUUCUGUGCAUGUCCGUCCUCGAGGAGAUUAUUCUCAUGAUCAUCUGUCUUUACGUCGGCUACAUGUACCCACCCACAGCUGUCAAACACGGCGCUCCCAAGCCUCGCUAUGUGAGCAAAGCUUAG
Molecule: messenger RNA, 759 nt
Organism: Cordyceps militaris CM01
Lineage: Eukaryota; Fungi; Ascomycota; Sordariomycetes; Hypocreales; Cordycipitaceae
Exons: 1
Coding region: 1-759 (252 amino acids)
Source: RefSeq, a predicted model, not a curated record